AUAUAAAGCACAGUCUUUUUUCCGGGCUCUUCUCAGCAAAUCACAGUGCUCGCUGUUUAAAAUCAUGGUUGGUUGUGUGUUCGCUCCUUCGCUCUUGUGUACGUGCUGUUUAGCGCAACAGUGGCCGUGCUAGAAAACACAAGACACUGACAUUUAAUGCAGUGGCCUGUUAUAAUAAUAAUAUGAAACGGAGGUAAAUAUUCGGAUACGGAUGUUGCUGUCUACUCUACUCUUUGGACGAUCCCUGCCAUGAUCCCAAUAUAAAGAACAGCCUUGCCUCGUCCGUUUCACAUUUUCCCUCACAAUGAGACUGUACGCAUUUCUUCUGAAUAACCAUUUACCAAAGAUAGAAUAUUAUUCAAGGUUUUCACCAUCGCCCUUGUCAAUUAAACAGUUUCUGGAAUUUGGUAGGGACAAUGCAUGUGAGAAGACGUCUUACAUGUUCCUGCGGAAGGAGCUGCCGGUGCGCUUGGCUAACACUAUGAGAGAGGUCAAUCUGCUGCCUGACAAGCUCCUCAGUCAACCUUCAGUCAAACUGGUGCAGAAAUGGUACAUGCAAAGUUUUUUAGAACUUCUAGAGUUUGAGAACAGGAAGCCAGAAGACCCACAUGCCCUGAAUGACUUCUUGGAGACUCUUAUUGAGAUCAGGAAUAGACACAAUGAUGUGGUCCCGACCAUGGCCCAGGGUGUGAUCGAAUAUAAGGAGAAGUUUGGCUUCGAUCCGUUCGUCAGCUCCAACAUCCAGUACUUUUUGGACCGCUUCUACACCAACCGAAUCUCCUUUCGCAUGCUCAUAAACCAGCACACUCUCCUUUUUGGCAAUGACAUCAACCCAGCCCAUCCCAAACACAUUGGAAGUAUUGAUCCCAACUGCAAUGUUGCAGAGGUGGUGACUGAUGCUUACGAGACCGCCAAGAUGGUGUGUGAGCAAUAUUAUCAAGCUGCCCCUGAACUGAAGACAGAGGAAUUCAAUGCUAAGGCUCCUCAAAAACCCAUCCAGGCUGUGUAUGUUCCCUCCCACCUAUUCCACAUGCUGUUUGAAUUGUUUAAGAACGCAAUGCGGGCCACCAAUGAGCUCCACGAGGGUAGUAAAGAGGGUCUUCCUCUUAUAAAAGCAAAAGUGACCCUGGGGAAGGAAGAUCUCUCUGUGAAGAUCAGUGACAGGGGAGGGGGUGUGGCUUUACGGAAGAUUGACAGGUUGUUCAACUACACCUACUCGACUGCACCAACACCCAGUCUGGGCUCUAAACGCGUGCCAUUGGCUGGUUUUGGACAUGGUUUGCCGAUAUCCAGACUGUACGCCCGCUACUUUCAAGGAGACCUGAAACUGUACUCAAUGGAAGGCGUGGGGACCGAUGCCGUCAUCUACUUGAAGGCCCUCUCCAGUGAAUCAUUUGAGCGUCUGCCCGUCUUUAACAAAUCUGCUUGGCGACACUACCAAGGAGGCCCAGGAGCGGAUGACUGGAGCAACCCGAGCAAAGAGCCCAGAGAUGCCUCAAAAUACAAGGCCAAAAGAUAAUUGCACUCACCCCAUCCAUGUGUCCCACUGCACCCAUUACAGACCUUUCCGUCUUUAGUCUAGCUUCAGUUGCCAUGGCAACAUCACAUCGAUGCUGAGUGUUCUAUACUUGUUAGCAUUUCCAGAGCAGAACAUCUGAUGAUGCAAGUGGCAUUAAGUCUCUGCUCCUUCCUCCUUUGUGCAGCUACAGACGUAAGACACAGAGUCUCGAUUAAGCGUCUUCCAGGGUGGUGAGAG
Molecule: messenger RNA, 1756 nt
Organism: Rhinichthys klamathensis goyatoka
Lineage: Eukaryota; Metazoa; Chordata; Actinopteri; Cypriniformes; Leuciscidae
Gene: pdk3a
Product: pyruvate dehydrogenase kinase, isozyme 3a
Exons: 11
Coding region: 305-1519 (404 amino acids)
Biological process (GO): regulation of glucose metabolic process; protein phosphorylation
Cellular component (GO): mitochondrion
Molecular function (GO): pyruvate dehydrogenase (acetyl-transferring) kinase activity
Source: RefSeq, a predicted model, not a curated record